Molecule: messenger RNA, 2609 nt
Organism: Tetranychus urticae (two-spotted spider mite)
Lineage: Eukaryota; Metazoa; Arthropoda; Arachnida; Trombidiformes; Tetranychidae
Gene: mIF2
Product: mitochondrial translation initiation factor 2
Biological process (GO): translational initiation
Cellular component (GO): cytoplasm
Molecular function (GO): GTP binding; GTPase activity; translation initiation factor activity
Source: RefSeq, a predicted model, not a curated record
UUUUCAAUAAAAAAACUUAAUUGAAAUUAAAGAAAUUGUUUUAAUUCGGAAAAGUUCAUAUUUUAUUGUUGAUUUCAAUAAAUUGAAACGCUUUACUUUACCUGUGAAGUUUUACACCAAAAGUUGAAAAACUAAAGCAUGAAAGAAUGAAAGCAACAAAACUGGUUAUCAUCUUGAAAUCAGCUGUGGAUUAUUAUUUUGCCUCACAACACAUGUAAUGUUUGCUUUUAUUUACUGUUUUUUUACAAAAUUUGUAUUUAAAUUGUAAUGUUUAUUUCUGUAAUUUAAUAUGUAAUUAGUUUAAUUCAAUAACAAUCAUGUUGUCUUCAUCAUCACGGGUUGCUAAAUCUCUGGUGUCAGUUGUUUUGAAAAAUCAUUUUCAACUGGGCAAAAAAGCUUCUCAACUAGAAACAUGUUACCGGUCUUUUCAUGGUACAAGGAUAGUGUCUAUUUCUUCGUCACCAGUGCUGUCAUUUGCUGACAGACCAUCAAAGUCCGACCCUCCGAGCAACAAAAAAGCAAAAGUAGUCGAGAUAUGGCAUGGAAUGGGGCCUCGUGAGCUGGCUAAAUCUUCAGGAUUGACCAUUGAACAAGUCCGUGAACUAAUGGAUUUGUGUAAUAUAAAAUGGAUAAAUUCGGUAGAAGAUAUCAAAACCAUGUUGACUAAACUAAGAUAUCGGUUCACUAUUGUCACAGCACCUUCAAAAGUUGUUAAAGAAUCUGAAGAUAAUAUUUCAGAAUUGAUUGAACAAUCAAGAGAACCAGAAGGGAAAGAUCUCAAGCCAAGACCGCCAAUUGUUACCAUUAUGGGUCAUGUUGAUCAUGGGAAAACGACAUUGUUAGAUUCUCUGAGGCAUAGUCAAAUUGUCGAACAAGAAUUUGGUGGAAUCACUCAACACAUCGGAGCAUUCGCUGUUGCCUUGGAUGAAAGUAUCUCCAGAAUGAAAAAAUUUGAUGCAUCGCUGGUUAAAAAGAUAGUCACCUUUUUAGAUACUCCAGGUCAUGCUGCAUUUUCAGCGAUGCGACAAAGAGGAGCUAAUGUUACAGAUAUUGUAGUCUUGGUAAUAGCCGCUGAUGAUGGUGUAAUGGAGCAAACUAUCGAAUCAAUUAAAUACGCUCAAAAAGCUGGAGUUCCAAUGAUAAUAGCAGUUAAUAAAAUUGACAAAGUAUCAAAUGCUGAUGAAGCCUUAAAAAGAAUCAGAAUGCAGCUAAAUGUUGAAGGCAUUGUUACUGAAGCAGAUGGAGGUGAUGUCCAGGUUGUUACCAUUAGUGCAUUAAAAGGUGAAGGUUUGCGCGAACUAAAAGAAGCCAUUUUAGCUUUGGCAGAAACCUUGGAAUUAAAAUCUUCAUACGAUGGUGGGAUUGUUGGAUCCGUUGUUGAAUCAAAAAUAGAUCCGCAUCGAGGAAAAAUGGCAACUGUUUUAGUGAAUCAAGGAAUUUUGAAGAAAGGUUCAUAUAUUUUAGCUGGUGAGGUUAGCUAUUGUCGUGUCAGAGCCAUGUUUGAUGAACAAACUCGUCCCAUUGAAACAACAACUCCUGGUUUUGCUAGUCAAGUAAUCGGUUGGAGAGAUGAUGAUUUACCUGAAGCGGGUGAUAUUGUUUAUUCAUUUCCAGAUGAAAAGUCACUUCGUCAAAUUGUCAAGAAAGCUCAUGAAGUCCGAAUGAAACAAAAGGCUCUUUAUGAUGCCGCUGAAGCAGCCAAGAAAAAUGCUGCAUUACGAGAAGAGUAUACUACGAAAAGACAAGCUAGAAUUGAAGCGAAAAUACCUUUUUGGUAUACAAAAUAUAAAGGUCCAAAAGUCAAAACUUAUCAAGAUGACCCCGAUGAGUUAUAUAAACUACGACUUUGCAUAAAGGCUGAUGUUCAUGGCAGUGCAGAAGUUCUUUUAGACAUAAUUGACGCUUAUCCUAAUGAUACUUCUCCUAUAAAAUUGGAUUUGUUACAUUAUGGUGUUGGUGCAGUUACGGAAAAUGACAUCGAAUUAGCCGCUUGUUUCCAAAACUCUGUUGUUUAUGCUUUUAAUGUUCCCAUAAGCCCACAAUUAUUGAAUCUAGCCAAAGAAUCUAAAGUAAAAAUCAAAACUUACAAUGUUAUUUAUCAUUUUGUUGAUGAUUUAAUCCGAUCUAUCAACGAAAUGAUGCCAGAAAAAGAUGACGAAGUUGUUAUUGGAGAAGCUCUGGUACAAAAACAAUUUCUAAUCGAAGAGAAACGAAAAUCUAUUCCAGUUGCUGGCUGUCGAUGUACUCGAGGUCCGAUUCUUCGGGAAGAUUGCUUCUAUAAAGUAGUGAGGAAUAAUAAGACGGUUGCAGAUGGACUUAUAAUUAGUUCGAUGAAGCACUUAAAGGAAGAUGUUAAAUCAAUAAACACGAACUUGGAAUGCGGACUAAAAUUUUCUAACCUGCCAGAGAACUUUAAUUUCCUUCCAUCAGAUAUUUUAGUUUGUUAUAAAUUGAAAAAAGUGAAACCAACAUGUAAAUGGAGACCUCCAGGUUUCUAGUAGAAACCCGAAGGCAAUAAACGUCAAUAUAAUAAAUUAUGUAGAUUUUGAUGACGAAAAUUGACUAUUUAAUAGUUGUGAUUGCAUUAAAACAUGUAUUUUUUUCUAUGA